Molecule: messenger RNA, 1494 nt
Organism: Psilocybe cubensis
Lineage: Eukaryota; Fungi; Basidiomycota; Agaricomycetes; Agaricales; Agrocybaceae
Exons: 6
Coding region: 1-1494 (497 amino acids)
Biological process (GO): protein import into nucleus
Cellular component (GO): cytoplasm; nucleus
Molecular function (GO): nuclear import signal receptor activity
Source: RefSeq, a predicted model, not a curated record
AUGGAAUCUGUCGUCCCGCCUCAGAUAACCGCCGAGCUGACGCAGAUCCUGUCCAAUCUCGUCCUGGGUGAUAAUGACAUCCGUGCCAGCGCAGAGAAAGCCGUCAACGAGCGCCUGACGCAUACACCCGAGCUGUACCUGCUCGCCCUCGCCCAGUUCGCGAUCACGGCGGACACAGAGGUGAUGCGCUCGUUUUCGCUUGUUCUCCUCCGCCGCCUCCUCUUCCGCCCGGCCCCCCAGCACAUACCUUCGCAUGCCACACACGCGAACCGUUCCUCGCUGUACGACCACCUCUCGCACCAGACCCUCAACACCCUCGAACGGCUGCUUUUAUUCUCAUUGGCGCACGAGCGCGCGGCGAGUGUGAGGCGGAAGACGGUGGAUACGGUGUGUGAUGUUGCGAAUCAGGGGAUGGCGAGGGGUAGACCGUGGCAUGCGUUGCAGGCACAGGCGUUUAGUAUGACGCAUGCGCAGGGGCUUGGAGGUGAAGAGGGUUCUGGCGGUGUGGGUGGUGGUGCGGUGCCCGGGUGGAUGUUGAGGGAGAGCGCGUACAGAGUUUUUGCGGGGUGUCCGAACCUUGUGAUGGAUCUCCAGAUCGAUGCCGUGCUUGGUGUGUUCCAGCGCGGGUUACAGGAUCCUGAGGAUAUCGAGGUCCGCCAUGCAGCGCUCCUGGCGUCCGUCGCGUUCCUCUCCUCAGCAGACGCCACACAACUCGCCCAGUCCAUUUCCCUGCUCUCACCAAUGCUCGACACUCUCCCAGCCCUCUCCAACGCGCUCUCCCAUCCACCAUUACACGCUCCCCUCCCUCCCCCAUCCACAUCUUCCUCUACAUACACAUACGCACCCUCACGACCGAAAACGUCCAACUACCAUUACCUAUCCACCUUCCUCUCGACGCUCACCCCGCUCGCGAGCACACAUCCUAUACUCUUCGCACCGCAUUUGCAGACGCUUCUGACGUUCCUGCCAAGUUUGAUUUUGCCCCCGGUGGAUUGUGGGCCGACGCCGACUGUUGGGAGGCCGUUUCCCGUUGGUGGUGGAGGGAAGAUAAACGGGAAUGGGAAUGGGAAUGGGAGACAGGGUGCGUUUGUGUUUCCGCCUGUGCCGGGAGGAGGGGGGAUGCAUUUGGACGAUGAUGAUGGUGAUGGUGGAGGUGGGUCGCAUGGUUCUACACAAAACGGACAUCUUUCCUCCUCCUCGUCUUCAUUAUCCAAUUCUUCCUCUUCCCCCUCCUACAACCACUCCGACGAAAAUGAUCAUGAUCACGACCAUGACGGAGAAGACGACGACGACGCGUCGCAUGACGAGCGGUCUACUCUCAGGCUUUCAGCUUUGGAAUUCAUGAUUUCGUUAUCGGAGGCGAGACCGAAUAUGGUGAGGAAGGUGGUUGGAUGGACAGAGGUGAUUGUGCGUGCGUGUUUGGAGGGCAUGGGCGAGCUUGAAGAGGAUGGGGAUGUGGGGGAGUGGUUAAGGGAGGAUAGGACGGGUGGGUAG